Dromiciops gliroides (monito del monte) is the source of this 4048-nucleotide messenger RNA. RefSeq names its product calpain 2 (gene CAPN2). The record is from RefSeq and is a predicted model, not a curated record. The transcript has 21 exons. The coding region runs from base 412 to 2514 and encodes 700 amino acids. Gene Ontology annotation, molecular function: calcium ion binding; calcium-dependent cysteine-type endopeptidase activity. Gene Ontology annotation, cellular component: cytoplasm. NCBI's taxonomy places the organism in Eukaryota, Metazoa, Chordata, Mammalia, Microbiotheria, Microbiotheriidae. Gene Ontology annotation, biological process: proteolysis.
AGGGAGGAGGGAGGGACGGGGAGCAGGAUCGGGAGAGGUGCUCUGUGCGCGCGCGCGGCCGGACUGCCCGCAGAGGGCAGCAGAGUCGAUGCAGAUGCUGGUCCGUGGGGCCUGGCUCCUCCCCCCAAGCCUCUGGGCUCGGAAUCCGGCCUGGCCGCAAAGCGGCGCUGAGUUCCGAGGCAAAGCCACACCCAGCCGUCUGCAGCGGGUGAGCUUCGGGUGCUCUUCCCUCUGCGGGUGAAUCAGCCCCUCCGCACGCAAGCCAGCAGCAGCAGCAGCAGCAGCAGCAGCCGGCCCGAGCCGCCCCGGCGUAGCCCUGCUCCUCCUGCCUGCAGCCUCCUCCUCCUCCUGGGCUUCUCCGCGCUAAGAGCCCCAUUACCCAGGCCGUGGCAGCUGCCCAGCACCAGAUCCAUGUCGGGCAUGGCAGUCAGAGUGCUCAAAGAUCGGGAGGCGGCGUCCGGCCUGGGCUCUCACGAGCAGGCAGUCAAGUACCUCAACCAGGACUACGAGGCCCUUCUCAACGAAUGCCUCGAGGAGGGCAAACUCUUCCAGGACCCUUCCUUCCCGGCCUGUAUAUCUGCCCUGGGGUUCAAGGAACUGGGACCACACUCGAGCAAAACUCAGGGCGUCGUCUGGAAGAGACCCACGGAGAUCUGCUCUGAUCCUCAGUUUAUUGUUGAAGGAGCGACCCGCACAGACAUCUGUCAAGGAGCCCUAGGUGACUGCUGGUUGCUGGCAGCCAUCGCCUCCCUCACCCUGAAUGAAGAAAUUCUGGCCAGGGUGGUCCCUAAAAACCAAAGCUUCCAGGAAAACUAUGCUGGGAUCUUCCAUUUUCAGUUCUGGCAAUAUGGCGAGUGGGUAGAUGUGGUGGUGGAUGACAGGCUACCCACCAAGAACAAGGAGCUGCUCUUUGUCCACUCGGCAGAGGGAAGUGAAUUCUGGAGUGCCCUCCUGGAGAAAGCCUAUGCCAAGGUCAAUGGAUGUUAUGAAGCUCUCUCAGGAGGGGCUACCACAGAGGGCUUUGAGGACUUCACUGGUGGGAUAGCUGAGUGGUAUGAGCUGAAUAAAGCCCCUGCCAACUUGUUCACCAUCAUCCAGAAGGCCCUGCAGAAGGGUUCUCUCCUCGGCUGCUCCAUUGAUAUCACAAGUGCUGCAGACUCAGAGGCAGUGACUUUUCAGAAGCUGGUGAAAGGACACGCAUACUCAGUCACUGGAGCAGAAGAGGUGGAAUUUAGAGGAAGCCUUCAGAAGCUGAUUCGCAUCCGAAAUCCCUGGGGAGAAGUCGAAUGGACCGGAAAGUGGAGUGACAACUGCCCUAACUGGAACAGCAUAGACCCAGAUGAGAGGGAGAGACUGACCAGGCGAUAUGAAGAUGGAGAAUUCUGGAUGUCUUUUGGUGACUUCCUGAGGCACUAUUCCCGCCUAGAGAUCUGCAACCUAACCCCAGAUACGCUAACCAGUGAAAGCUACAAGAAGUGGAGACUCACCAAGAUGGACGGGAGCUGGAGGCGGGGUUCUACUGCAGGGGGCUGCAGGAACUACCCAAACACUUUCUGGAUGAACCCUCAAUACAUGAUCAAGCUAGAAGAGGAAGAUGAGGAUUCUGACGGCUCAGAGCCAGGAUGCACCUUCCUAGUGGGCCUCAUCCAGAAACAUCGGCGACGCCAAAGGAAAAUGGGAGAGGAUAUGCAUACUAUCGGCUUUGGUAUCUAUGAGGUUCCUGAGGAGUUUUCUGGUCGGACCAACCUUCACCUCAACAAAAGCUUCUUUCUGACAACCAGAGCAAGGGAGAGGUCAGACACAUUCAUCAAUCUCCGGGAAGUGCUGAACCGCUUCAAGCUGCCUGCUGGAGAAUAUGUCAUCGUGCCUUCUACGUUUGAACCCCACAAGAAUGGGGAUUUCUGCCUUCGAGUCUUUUCAGAGACGAAAACUGACUCUCAAGUUGUCGACGAUGAAAUUGAGGCCACCCUGGACGAGAAUGAAGUUGAUGAAGACAGCAUUGAUGACAAUUUCAGGAGACUGUUUGCUCAGCUAGCUGGGGAGGAUGCGGAGAUCUCUGCCUUUGAGCUGCAGACCAUCCUGAGAAGAGUCCUAGCAAAACGUCCAGAUAUCAAGUCGGAUGGCUUCAGCAUCGAGACUUGCAAGAUCAUGGUUGACAUGCUAGAUGCUGAUGGGAGUGGCAAACUCGGGCUGAAGGAGUUCUACCUUCUCUGGUCAAAAAUACAAAAAUACCAGAAAAUUUACAAGGAGAUGGAUGUGGAUAGAUCCGGCACCAUGAAUGCCUACGAGAUGCGUAAAGCAUUAGAAGAAGCAGGUUUCAAGCUACCCUAUCCGCUCCAUCAAGUCAUCGUAGCUCGGUUCGCAGAUGAUGAGCUCAUCAUCGACUUUGAUAACUUUGUUCGGUGUUUAGUUCGACUGGAAACACUGUUCAAGGUAUUUAAGCAGUUGGACCCUGAGAACACCGGGACAAUAGAACUCAAUCUUACCAGUUGGCUGUGUUUUUCGGUCCUUUGAUGUAAUAACUGACCCUAUUGAAGACUUCUUGAAAUUACGGUGACCUUAAGACUAAUCUUCCAUAAAAGAAACACUGUGUCCUGGUUUUGAUCUGCACCUUGAGUUUAUGAAUAGCAACUGCUUGAACUGAUGAUUAGGACUGACAAAAAGUAGCAUUGUCAAGUACUUGGGAGAUCAAAAUUUCCCCAUACCCAGAGCAAGAGAUCUGUAGCCUCAUUACAUUAUAUGCAAAAAAGUGUAGUUUAGCCCUUUGCAACCUCGAGGAAAGCUUUAAUUUUGCAAAUAGGACAUACUUUUUUUUUACAUACUUACAUACACACAUAUAACAAUAUUAAGUCAAGAAAAAUGCAGGGAGAAACCUAAUACCUAUGCAAACAUGAGGCAGUUUUUAAAGGAACCAACCCCUCACUGUGCAUAAAGUAUUUACAUUUGCAAAUUUAGCUGACAUCCCAGAAGUGACAAUGAGGUCACCAUUUCAUUUAAACAAGGUGGAAAAUAUAACAUAUCAGAAGGUCCAUGUGGCAUAAAGGAAAGAACACUUGAUUUGAUGUCAGAAGACCUGGACUCAUAUCUACUUCCUACCAUAUGUCUCCUUGGGCAGAUUACUUAAUUCUCUGAGUUUCCGUUCCAUAUCCAUAAAAUGAAGGGGUCGGAUUAGAUUGCAUCAAAAGGCCCUUCCUUUAAAUGCCAUGAAAUAAAUAACCUGACAAGACAUUUAAAGACUUGAGAUGAGAAAGAGAUGGCUGAUAAUAGAAAGGGCAAUGAAUCCUCAGAAUCAGAAGGUCUGGGUCUAAGUCUUAACAAUUCCAAGAUGUGUGACCUUGGAUGAGUCAGUUUAUCUGGGCCCUGGUUUCCUCAUCUGUAAAAUGAAGGGGUUGGCCUAGGUGAUAUCCGAAGGUCACUAAUGGCUCUGAAGCCUAUGAUUUUGCUUCUACUCUUCAAGUCCUUUGGGCUGAGCAGUCCUGAAAAUAGCAAAUCAUUAUCUUUAACCUGAAGAAGUACUAGAGCAAAAGAAUCUGGUCUUCUCAAUGUUAUAUAGAGUGAAACAUUUAGGGAUUUUAUAUUAAUUAACUGCAGCUCUGGACCAAUCAGAAGACUGUGCACGAAAGCCAGACUAUCGUGUUUUUAUGAGGACAAAGGACACCAACAAGCUGCUUGAUGGCUCAGUACUUUGGCAACUAUUGACUUCAAGAAUUCGGUUGGCUUGUUGGUACAGUUAAGGUCAUCAGGAAAUAAUUCCAUGUUAUUUCCUAAUUAUCAUCAAAUAAAUAUAAGCAAUAUUACUACAACUACAAAAAAUCACCUUGUUUCCCUUUCUUUCAAAUAAAUAUGAUUAAUUAGAAUAAAGAAAUUACAAUAUGAUAUUUCUUAGCAGGAGGCACCAGUGGGAACAGGUCAAAAGCACCUAUGAUUGUCUUAGCUCUAUUCCCGAACCCAAUAUAAUCUUUGCAAAUCCAUGCAUGAAUAAAAGGAAAGUCAUUUUUCUGUAAACAAAAAUGAACUAUACAGUACUGAUAAAUGAUCUAAUCAUAAA